This is a messenger RNA of Camelina sativa (false flax), 2010 nucleotides long. RefSeq lists its product as uncharacterized. Gene Ontology annotation, molecular function: protein binding. Gene Ontology annotation, cellular component: U2-type catalytic step 2 spliceosome; Prp19 complex; post-mRNA release spliceosomal complex. The record is from RefSeq and is a predicted model, not a curated record. Gene Ontology annotation, biological process: mRNA splicing, via spliceosome; spliceosomal complex assembly. NCBI's taxonomy places the organism in Eukaryota, Viridiplantae, Streptophyta, Magnoliopsida, Brassicales, Brassicaceae.
AUGACGACCUCUUUCAAAGAGCUUUCAAGGCCUACGCGAGUGAAGAACAAAACUCCCGCAACGGUGCAAAUCACAGCCGAGCAAAUCAUCCGGGAGGCACGACAGAGCCAAGGGGCUGAGAUCCGGCCGCCUAAGCAGAGCAUUACUGACUCCGUGGAGCUUUCCGACUACAGACUCCGCCGUCGGAAGGAGUUCGAGGACCGGGUCCGCGGCAGAGGAGGUAGCAUCCAUGCAUGGAUCAAGUAUGCGCGCUGGGAAGAUUCACAGAAGGAUUACGCACGUGCUCGGAGCGUGUGGGAACGAGCCUCGGAUAUCUAUUACCGGGAACAUACGCUCUGGCUCAAGUACGCCGAGUUCGAGAUGAAGAACAAGGCGGUCAAUCACGCGAGAAACGUUUGGGACCGUGCCGUUAAGAUCCUCCCCCGCGUGGACCAGCUUUGGUACAAGUAUAUUCACAUGGAAGAGAUGCUUGGGAACAUCGCCGGGGCUAGACAGAUAUACGAGCGGUGGAUGGACUGGUCACCCGAUCAACAAGGUUGGUUCUCGUAUAUUAAAUUCGAACUUAGGUAUAACGAAAUCGACCGUGCACGAUCGCUCUACGAUAGACUCGUUCUUUGCCAUCCGAAAGUUUCCACUUACAUCCGAUACGCUAAGUUCGAGAUGAAAGGAGGUGAAACUGCGCGUGCAAGGAAUGUGUACGAACGCGCCAUCGAGGAGUUUGCAGACGAUGAAGAAAUCUUUGUGGCUUUUGCUGAAUUCGAAGAAGGCUGCAAGGAAGUGGAACGAGCUAGGUGUAUCUACAAGUUUGCUCUGGAUCAAAUUCCUAAAGGCAGAGCAGAGGGUUUGUACAAGAAGUUUGUUGCGUUUGAGAAACAGUAUGGUGAUAAGGAAGGGAUUGAGGACGCCAUCGUUGGCAAGACAAGGUUUGAAUAUGAAGAUGAAGUAAGGAAGAACCCUCUGAACUACGAUUCAUGGUUCGAUUACCUUAGGCUAGAAGAGAGUGUAGGGAACAAAGAUAGGAUCAGAGAAAUCUACGAGAGGGCCAUUGCUAAUGUUCCACCGGCAGAGGAGAAACGGUACUGGCAGAGAUAUAUCUAUCUUUGGAUUAAUUAUGCACUCUUUGAAGAGCUUGAAACUGAAGAUGUGGAGCGUACACGACUUGUAUACAGAGAAUGUCUCAAGCUUAUCCCUCACGCCAAGGUUUCUUUUGCUAAAAUAUGGUUGCUCGCUGCACAGUUUGAGAUAAGGCAAUUGAAUCUCACUGGUGCUCGGCGGAUACUAGGUAAUGCGAUUGGAAUAGCUCCAAAAGACAAGAUAUUCAAGAAAUACAUUGAGAUGGAAGACGAGCUGGGAAACGUAGAUAGGUGUAGAAAACUCUAUCAACGGUAUCUUGAAUGGUCUCCUGAGAACUGCUAUGCUUGGAGCAAGUUUGCUGAGUUAGAAAGCUCUCUAGCUGAAACAGAGCGAGCUAGAGCCAUAUUUGAACUUGCAAUAUCUCAGCCUGCUCUUGACAUGCCUGAGCUGCUGUGGAAGGCAUACAUUGAUUUUGAGAUAUCACAAGGGGAAGUAGAGAGGACACGAGCUUUAUAUGAGCGACUCUUGGACCGUACAAAGCAUUACAAGGUCUGGAUUAGUUUUGCAAAGUUUGAAGCGCAACAACAAGAAGAUGAUGUUACAGACUGCAUUAGACGUGCCAGAGCAGUUUUCGACAGAGCCAACACGUAUUACAAGGACUGCACACCGGAUCUGAAAGAAGAACGUGCGUCACUAUUGGAAGAUUGGGUGAACAUGGAGACGAGCUUUGGUAAGCUAGGAGAUGUUGAUCUCGUUAAACCAAAGCUCCCUAGGAAGCUCAAGAAGAGAAAGGCCAUCACUACUGAAGACGGUUCUACAGAGUACGAAGAAUACUUUGAUUGUGUCUUCCCAGAAGAAUCGCAGACUAAGAAUCUCAAGCUUCUUGAGGCUGCGUAUAAAUGGAAGAAACAGAGGCUUGCUGCUGUUGCUUCAUAA